Messenger RNA from Dimorphilus gyrociliatus, 1187 nucleotides. The record is from the annotation of a GenBank genome assembly. Lineage: Eukaryota; Metazoa; Annelida; Polychaeta; Dinophilidae.
AGUUCGUGAGUCAUGCGCAUACGGAAAUUACUAGUGUCACCAUCAUAAAAAUAUAAAUAAAUCUCUCCUCCUAAAUACUAAUAUAUUCGAACAAAAGUGUGAUUCAGCAUUAUUGUGCGCCAUUAUUGUCAUAUCUGAUUCUAACAUAUCCAUGGUUGCUGUGUGAGAUUUUGAUCAUUAUCAUAAUUUUCUGGAAAAUUACAAAUUUAAACAUUCCAUCAAUUAUGUCUCUUUUAACAAAAUUUUUCGGAGGGAAACAAAAUGAAAGUAGCAUCACACCCCAAGAAGCUAUACAAAAGUUGCGAGAUAUUGAGGAAACAUUGGAGAAGAAAUCGGAUUUUAUUGAAAAGAAAAUGGAAGAUGAAAUUAAGUUUGCUAAACUGAAUGCACAGAAAAAUAAAAGAGCGGCUCUUCAAGCCCUGAAGAGGAAGAAACGAUUAGAAAAACAGCUACAACAACUUGAUGGUACACUUUCAACGAUUGAAUUCCAAAGGGAAGCCUUAGAGAAUGCUUCCACGAACACUGCCGUUCUUAGUGCAAUGGGUACUGCAGCCAAAGCACUGAAAUCUGCCCAUAAAAAUAUGGAUGUUGAUAAAGUUCACGAUCUGAUGGAUGAAGUAGUCGAACAACAUGAGGUGGCUAAUGAAAUAGGGGAGGCAAUAUCUCAACCAGUCGGCUUCGGUGACGAAAUUAACGAGGACGAACUAAAUGACGAAUUAGAGUCCUUGGUACAAGAGGACAUUGACAGUCAAUUUACCAAUGUAGAAAGGAAAACCUCGGAAUUGCCUGAAGUCCCCAACGAAAAAAUACCAGUUGCCUCCUCCAAGUCAAAGUCAAAACCUGAUGAGGAUGACGAAAUGUCACAAUUGGCAGCCUGGGCUACAUAAUUUUGAACCCAUUUUUAUCUCUUUUUUUCUCACUUUUGAUUGAACUCAUUUGGCCCAGACAAAGCAAUUUCUUGUUUUGUUGUGAUACUUAUUUUUUGUUUGUUUUUGUUCGUUUUAUCUUUUUUUUAGACAUGAACGUUUUAUAUUUUUCUUCCGAAAGAUUUUAAUGAGUAAUUGUGCUAAUUGUUUUUUUUUAAAAAGAAAAAUAGAUAUACUAAGAUUAAUAUAUACAACGAUAACAAUAACAUUGUAUGUUAUGUUUAUAUAUACAUUAUAUAUGGCGAAAAAAAAAGAAGCAUG